UGGUGGAAUCUGAAUCUGACCAAUUGAGACACAAAAAUGAUGGGAGUUAGUAUAUAUUUGUGAAAAUAAGAUUAAUAAAAUGGAUUGACAUAUCUCAAUAUCUGAAAUUAUUAUUUUGUGGCCUAUGAGAUUCGGUAUCUAACUUAUUCUCAUAUUAUAAUUUUGAUCAUUUUCUCAACAAUUUUAUGGCCAAAAAAUCUUGCGUUCUUCGUGUCUUUAUUUUUUUUUAUGUAUAAUACUCUGUUUUUUAGCAUUUUUUUGCAAUAUAAGUUUAUUUAUGCACGGUUUGAUAGUAUUUGUCCGAAUUAUAUUAUAGUAGUAGUACUAAUUGGUUACGGUUGAAAAUUGCUAGACUGAUUAUAUAUUAUUUAUAUUAUAGUAUUACGAUAGUAUUCAAAGUUGAGAGAGGGUGAUCAGCCAAAAAAAAUACUGACAAGCAACAGAUUAACAAUUUGCAAGUAGCUCGUAUAUAAUAAGAAAAAAAAACUAAUAUAUUGAAAAAAAAAACAUACAAUCUAUUUAACUUUAUUUAUUCAAUAGAAUGAUCUCGCAACAACUUCUAAUUAAAAUGAGUAGCCAAAUAACAACUACUGUACAAAGUACUUAGUAGUACUUCAUAAAAUAUCUGAUAAAUCUACAAAACACAAACAUUAGAAAGGUAGUAAUUGGCAAUUUUUAGUCCUGUGCCCACUGCAUAGUUAAUGAAAAUUCAAGAAAAUUUUGAUAAACUGAUUACAAAAAGAAGGUAUAUUCUAUAUAUGUUACAUUUCGAAUUUAAUGAUUCCUCAUUUUGUUAUGAAACUAUUUAUCUGUGUAAAUAAUAUAUUCUGUAAACCAAUCAUUCCAAACUUGAAAGAUUAGAUUGAAUUGGCUCACCAAACCAAAAUCUAUCCAAAAAAUAUACACCAAUAUCGCAUAAUCAAAAUUCUUAUCCCUUUACACUGAAGAAAUAGCAUAACUUAUAUACAGUAAAUAUCCUAGUAAUAUUUUAUUGUGGCAGUUGUUUUUAUAAAAACCGUUAGCUAAAAAUAGCAACAACCAGACAUCCAACUACUUACAUAAUAGGUUAGCCAUGAAAUUGCUCCUUUGUCGGAGAAGAAGAAAAGUAAGAAAACACAAGCCCGCGCAAUCGCUGAGAAGCGAUCGAUCUCAGGAAGAAUCAUUUCAAUAAGCUAAUCAGCAAUCCUUCCUGUCGUCGGCGCUUACAGUGAGAGCUUUCCUGAUUUUUAAAAUUCUUGGAACGAUCAACGGUUGUUGUUUCAUGAGCUGUUGAAAGAGAGGCACCAAAAAGCUACCAUAUCAGUAGCUUUUGAUCAGUCAGCACCCGAGAAAUGAGGUCUAGCCCGACGUGCUUUGGACUGCGCAUGUCAUCAAGAGAUGCGCCCACCCCAAAGCACGCCAAUCAAGCUGCUGCAUGUUCAAAAGAAUCAACUGAAUACGUAAAUCCCGGUCUUAGACUCUGGAAUGAGAGUAGAGAGAAAUGGGUAGCCGAUAAAAAGGUAGCUACUCGAUCACAAUUGUUUAACGUGCUCAAAUUAAGAUCUAUCUGCAUGGAUACAAAUCUCCAUCUUUGCUCCGUGACAACGUGCAAUGAUAUGCAUAGGCUGAUUAACAGCCCAGAGCCGUUUCCCAGACCUGUUCCGCUUGGGGAAAUGGUGGAUUUUCUGGUUAAUGUGUGGGAUGAUGAAGGAAUGUAUGACAUGAUCUAAUUAAGCAGGGAGAUGAGCAUUAGUAUAUCAGCAACAUCUUCAAAAUGGCUUUAUUAUAUUGGACAUAAUAUAUUUUUUGGGUGUAGAUAAAAUUAAAGAUGUAGGAAUAAUGUAAGGUGGUUGUGUCAUUUUUGUUGGUACUAUUCAAACAGCUUUCUCCCUCUUUUACUAUUGUUACAUUUUUCUGCAGAAAUAA
Molecule: messenger RNA, 1905 nt
Organism: Salvia hispanica
Lineage: Eukaryota; Viridiplantae; Streptophyta; Magnoliopsida; Lamiales; Lamiaceae
Source: RefSeq, a predicted model, not a curated record